CCACAGCCUCGGUCUCAGGCCCGGCCUUUUUGGCGCAUGCGGCUUUCAGCUUCCACCGGCUUGUCCUCUAACCAACAGGCCAAAGACAUCACGAGGCGCAUGCGCGUUUUUGGUCCGUCCCGGGCGGUUGGUGUCAGAGGUGUACUGCUUGGCCGCAGCCAUGGCCGGGGCGCUGAAGAAGACCACUGGGCUCGUGGGACUAGCUGUAGCUGAGACGCCUCACGAGCACCUGAGGAUACUGUAUACAAAAAUUCUCGCUGCUCUGCAGGACAUCCCCAAAGAUGCAGCAUAUAGGAAAUACACUGAACAGAUUGUAAAUGAGCGGUUUAACAUGGUAAAAACAGAACCUAAUGUGGAAAAACUAGAAGACAAAAUGAAAAGUGGUCAGAUAGAAGAAGUGAUAAUACAGGCUGAAAGUGAGCUCUCUCUGGCAAGAAAAAUGGUACAGUGGAAACCAUGGGAGCCUUUAGUUGAAGAACCUCCUACUGACCAAUGGCGAUGGCCAAUAUAAUAGUCAGCGUUAUGUCUGUAACUAUUUGAGAAUCGAAAAAAACACUUAAUUAAAUAUUAUAUCAUGUUACUGAAAAUUGUUUGUCUUUAACUUAAAGAAAAUAGCUUUUUUUAUAUGAUUUGUUUUGCCUCAAUAUCUAUUUACAUUUAGCAGGAUUUAAAGGUCCUGUCUGACUUUCUUACAAAAAUGCUUUACUAAAACUUUGUUAAGCUAUUGGGCAAUAUGAUUAUUUUCUUUCCUAGUUUGCUGAUUAAAAAUAUAUUUAAAUAGAAACAGAAACUUUCUUCUGUGUAAUUACCCUUCUUUUCUUGUCUGAUCCACUUCUUGACAUUUUAUCACCAUGGAAGCCAAUUUUCAUGUCUCAGACUCUGGAUUGUGGCUACACUGAACUGGCUAAGGCAAGAAGAGGAAGGGGUGAACUGGAUUUUACAUAAAUGCUUAAUGAUCAGCCAUGGUGAGAUAAAUACAGAUAAAACUCUGUGUCCGUUUGAUACUUUUGAUUAAAUUGGAAAUUUGUAAAGUUUUGGAAGUCACUCUGGGGAAAAGGCAAAUAAUAAAAAACAAGUCUGCAACCAAAGUUAUAUAACUAAUGGAGACAAAAAGUACUAAGCUUAAAGUUCCACUACCCUUCCACACAUGUGAAUUUUGUUUGAUAGUGUGCUGUUAAUUUUUAAGGAUUUAGAGACUUGGAGAAUCACUGGGGAUAAUCCUAGAGUAUGCAAAUGCAUCUAUAACUCAGCUAAUGCUGUGUUGAUUGUAAACUGACAUAUAGCCUUCAGAUACAAGACCUUGACGUUCAUAAUUGAGAGUUUGGGCCGGAUUGUUUUUCCUGUUGACUUAAAUGGGAAUAGAGUAAGGCCAUUUGUGAAGAAAAGAUUUCAAUGUGCGUAAUAAACCUGUAGAGUUCAACAUUGAAAAUGCCCUGUAUAACAGUUAGAAAUCACAACGAUCAAAGCUGAGGCUAUUUUUAUUCAUUCUAUUUUAUUCAGUAUCAUGAUCCAAGUAAUGCUUUCAAGUUUGCACGUGACCUAUAGCCUCUGAGGAACAGUAUGUGAGCUAACAAUGCAGUUUUAUACAGAAGAAGUCACAGUGAGCAUCAAAGAUUUAGAUUAAUAGACUGCCAGUACAGUCAUAUGUAAAACAGCUAGUUUCGGAGAGGCUAUUUCCUUAACUAAAUACUGUUGUAUUUAGGGACUUGAAUAAUGUUGCAGGAGAACUCUGAUCUGCAGUUCAUUGUGCAGAUACCAUGAAGUUAGCAAGCAGGAUGCACUGUGCAAUUAAGUACAUAAAAAAUUGUUCUUACUGCUACAUGAACAUUGGUGAAUACUUACUUGAAAUCUGUGCCCAGUUCUGAUCCACAGGCUUUCUAAAAUGUGAAUGUUGAAGGGAUAGGAGUGGCAUACAGGAAAACCAGGGGACCAAUUGAAACUUUUCAAAUUUUGGAUAACAGUUCUUCACAUAAGCAAAGACUACAACUAAGAUCCGAAAACAUUGGGUAGUUAUGUGGAACUUAUUUCACCUUAAUGGUAUAUACUAAGGCAGUUGACCUCUUGCGGGGGAUAAUUAACAAGCCCAAAGAAAAAGUCAGUGAUAGAGGCAUUUUCAGCGUGGCUUAGGAUAUGGUGAAUCUAGAACUCUGUACACAGUAUGCAUGUUUCACUUGCUAAGCCACUUGAUUAAACUGUUCUUCCCAAUGCACCCCCCACCCUUGUUUUGCAAAAGCUAUUUGUUUUAUUCCCAUUUUAAAAAAAUACAUAAACUGAGAAGUUUUAGCACUGCUGUUUAGAAGAGUAUUAUUACAAAGGGUUGGAAUCCCUGCUGUGGCAAUUGAUUACGAAUAAAUGCUAUUAGACUUGAAAGCUAAAGUAAUGGAUUGUCUACAUGGCUAGCUUGUGCACUGUAUUAUUUUCAAUAUAAGUAUUUUCAGGUAAGGAGUAGCAACUGCAUAUGUGAAAUAUUUCAUGUACUAAUUUAAGCAAAUUAUCAGAUUACACCAGUAAACUGACAUUGACUGGGACCCUGCUUUGAGUUGAUAUUCCUACAAAAAUAAGAGCUCCAGAAUGCUGAGGAUUCUAGGAGGCUGUGGGUUAUGAAGUAACAGUUCAUUUGGUGUUGCCCAAUACUUUUUACAUGCAUUUUCAACAUGAGAUGUAAAACAUCUUUUCCAUACAAAAUUUCAACAACUUUUAAAUGAAAAUCAUACAAUAUAAGAGUCUAAAUCUGAUUAUCUUUUUGUGACAAAAGAAUAGCUGUUCACCCUUUAGGCAGGAUUUGAUUUGAAUCAAACCUGUGUAAAUAUAGCAUAAGCGUUUUGACCUAUAAACCUGUGGGGAAACAAAGAAAAGAAAAUGGGGCUUCAGCUACUGAGUGGUAUUUUCAGUGACAAAAUUGUACAACUGUUCUAUACUGUAAUUAGAUUUGAUAUUCAAGAGGUAAAUAUAAAUAUAUAUUUUGGAUAUUCAGAAUGUAUUAAUGGUUGGAUAUGGACUUGACUUUUAGGAGUUUAAUGUCAUGCAUCAUUCAUAGUGGUGGACUUUUCCUUAUGAAUUUUCAUGUUAUAAGUACUUGGAUUUAACCUAUGCUUUUUUUUUUGUUUUUUGUU
Messenger RNA from Caretta caretta (loggerhead turtle), 3113 nucleotides. RefSeq names its product NADH:ubiquinone oxidoreductase subunit A5 (gene NDUFA5). The record is from RefSeq and is a predicted model, not a curated record. Lineage: Eukaryota; Metazoa; Chordata; Testudines; Cheloniidae. Gene Ontology annotation, cellular component: respiratory chain complex I. Gene Ontology annotation, biological process: respiratory electron transport chain.